ACGACGGGCGCACCGAAGGCGAGCGCCCCCGCAACGCAGAGAGGACCACCGCGGACACCCAAGGUGGUCACGCCCCCUCGCGCACCGCGAACAUCCGCGGUGACCCUGACGUUGAAAGAGGGGGCGAGGAUGUCGUACGCCGACGUCCUGGAAGCGGCAAGAACGAGGAUCCCGUUAUCGGAGCUCGGCACGGAGCGCCUCGAGAUGAAGAAGGCGAUGACGGGCGCCAUUAUAAUACAAGUCCCCGGAGACAAGGACAGGGGAAAGGCGACGCUACUGGCGACGCGGCUGGCCGAGACGCUGGACCCGACGGCGGUGAGAAUCGCCACACCGACCAGGAUGGCGGAGCUACGCGUGACCGGGAUAGACAUCUCGGUCAAGAAGGAGGAGCUGCGAAGAGCACUGGCCUCGGCGGCGGGAUGCGGCAGCGCGGAGGUGCAAGUGGGCGAGAUCGGCGCCACCAGAGGCGGCCUCGGAUCGGCAUGGGUCAGGUGUCCGGCGGCAGGAGCCCGCAAGCUGGCCCAGGCGGAGAAGAUAGCCCUGGGCUGGUCAACGGCGAGGAUAAGGGCCAUACCGAAGCGGCCGCUGCAGUGUUUCAGGUGCCUGGAACUGGGGCACGUGCGCGCCACUUGCGUAUCCGGCGAGGACCGAGGGCACCUGUGCUACAGGUGCGGCGGGAGCGGACACCGCGCCAGAGAGUGUCCCGCUUCCGUUCCCAAGUGGCCCGUCGUCGCAGACUGACGCGCGACGAGGAGGAGAUCUCCCGCCGUUACGAGGAGUACAGGGAGGCGAGACGGACUCUUCAGCGGGAGAUCAAGACCGCGAAAUCUCGGUGCUGGACGGAGCUGAUCGAGGAGGUCGAAUCCGACCCGUGGGGACGGCCGUACAAAGUGGUCACCAAGAAGCUACGACCCUCGGCGCCCCCGCUGACCUCGGACAUGGAGCCGA
Bombus huntii is the source of this 948-nucleotide messenger RNA. RefSeq lists its product as uncharacterized. Gene Ontology annotation, molecular function: zinc ion binding; nucleic acid binding. The record is from RefSeq and is a predicted model, not a curated record. NCBI's taxonomy places the organism in Eukaryota, Metazoa, Arthropoda, Insecta, Hymenoptera, Apidae. The coding region runs from base 130 to 741 and encodes 203 amino acids. The transcript has 3 exons.